Danaus plexippus (monarch butterfly) is the source of this 2657-nucleotide messenger RNA. Its product is annotated as regulation of nuclear pre-mRNA domain-containing protein 2. The transcript has 14 exons. Gene Ontology annotation, molecular function: RNA polymerase II complex binding. The record is from RefSeq and is a predicted model, not a curated record. The coding region runs from base 372 to 2465 and encodes 697 amino acids. NCBI's taxonomy places the organism in Eukaryota, Metazoa, Arthropoda, Insecta, Lepidoptera, Nymphalidae. Gene Ontology annotation, biological process: mRNA 3'-end processing. Gene Ontology annotation, cellular component: RNA polymerase II, holoenzyme.
GAAAAUGGCGGUUGUUGUAUAGAGUCUUACUGGGCCGUUUGAUUUAAGGAUGCAAAUAUAUAACAAUUGAAGAUGUUUGAAAACGUAGUUCUAUAAAGGAUAACUCACUUUGUUAUCAGAUUAUUUGAACAUAUUAUAUUUGAGGAAGUAAUAUAUAUUGAACACAUAAAAAUAAUUAUUUAUUUGACAAGACAAAAACGCGGUAGUUUAAGUGAAAGAGUGUGUAUAAGUUUAUUUGUAAAUAAUAUAAGGGUGUUAUUAAAAAUAUACAAGUGUUCAUGUUGUGAUGUUUUGUGUCGGUAGUGAUUGUUGUUAUUAUUUAUCAUAUUUCCGGCGUCAGUGAUGUGUUGCUAGGAGCUCGUAUCACAACAAUGGGUGAAACCGAAGAAUUCAAUACUUUAGCGUUCGAAAAGAAACUCACACAGCUGAAGGAUACACAGGAAAGUAUCCAGUCUCUAUCUAGCUGGUGUUUGAAACAAAGAACUCACCAUAAAAAGAUAGUUUCCAGUUGGUUGAAUGUGUUGAAGAGAGUGAAGGUGGAACAGCGACUUGUGUUGUUUUAUUUAGCUAACGAUGUUAUUCAAUAUAGCAAAAGGAAAAAUUACGAGUUUGUUGAAAGCUGGGGUCUUAAUUUGCAAAAAGCUACACCACUAGUCAGAGAUGAGAAAGUUAGACCGAAGAUAUUGAGGAUAUUCAAAAUCUGGGAACAAAGAUCAGUUUAUGAUGAUGAGUUCUUAUCAGAUCUCACAGGUCUUCUGAGUGCGGGGGCUGUUAAAAAGACUGAUGACGAUCCAUUGGAUUUUCAACCUCAACAGUUGGUCAACAAGAUAAAACAGUGUACUGUGCUAGAAGCGGAUACUCAGGUGAAAUUGAAAUGUAUUUGUAACAGUCCAUUAGAAUUGUCGGAUACGGAUGCAUUAUGUUCAAAUUUAAAAGAGAGAAGUAGCAAGGAUGACGUAGAAAAGGAACUCAAUGAAGGCAUACAAUGUGUGGAACGAUACACUCAAGCAUUACAGAGGGAAAUAGUUGCUAGAGAGGCAUUACUAGCAUUGUUGAGUUCAGCAAACCAAUACUACUCUACGCAGAGGGGAGAAGUUAAAGUUGUGGCAUAUGCAUACAAAAACUUCGGUUCCCGAGUGCGCGCUCUCAAACGCAAGUUAGAUGAAUUGUUGCCAACACUACCGAGUGCACCGUCGCCGCCGACUAGAGAUGAAGACGUACCCUCACCUGGACCGGACGAGGAUUUGGAACUACCCACCAAUGAAAAUGAAGUAUCAUACAACAUCGACCAAACCUUCAAUACAUCGGUGUCAGCUGACGGGUCCUUGUAUAACUUGGGACUAUCGUCGUUCCUCAACGAAAACUCCAUGGCUAUAUUCAAUGAAAGCCAAGCGGAUUUAAAUAUUGUUAAUAGCAGCAUACAGCCAGAUACGCUUCCGGGAUUGGACCUCCUUAAGGAAUCCAACCCUCCACCACCGACAUCAUUCUACGGGACCAUGGAAACUAUCACUAUUCCUGAUGAACCCGAUCAACCUUAUCUACCAGAAGCUGUGGUCACAAACAGUCAAUGGGCAAAUAAUACUUGGAAUGUGCCUCUUCCAGUGGCACGUAACGUGUUCGCGGAGCCCCCAGCCUCACCGCCCGUGCCGAUACGAACAGACACACAGGAUAUUUCCGCGUCUGAUCAUGAGCUUCGCAGCCGCCUGCCACCACCGCCACCGCCUCCUGUACUGCCAGGUCUUACACAUAUCGAGGAUGUAGAUCACAGGCUACUGCCAAGUCUACCUCCGACGCCCGUACCUCCGCCUAUACGUCAUUCACAUCAAGAUGUGGAUCACAGGAAUCUUAUAUCGCUGACACAACUACCUCCCAGACAUGUUAAUGUAGAUCAAGACUACCGCCUACCUCCACUGUCUCAGCCCCUGGGUGUGCCUCUCCUGCCACCUCCUCCUUCCGACAUUGUUGAGAGUGUCGAUAUGGACCUAUCAGAGGACGAAGAGCAAGGUAUGUACCAGACACAGAAUCAGAGCGAUCACAGACACAACAGCUUUAACAACAAUAAAGUACUGGUCGGUGGUGAGAAGAAGGACAACAGUAAUCUCAUACAGAUAAACGCUAAUAUAGACAUCGAGGCCCCCCACGGAACCCCCGUGGCCCCCAUGACGAACCCCUUCGACAACAUGCCCCCCCAACUACGAUACAACUUCAAUACCAACUAUCAAAAGAAUCCAGAUAACGCCGAAUAUAAUGAUGAUAUAAGAAAUCGUAACCUCGAUAGAAGAAAUCAAUCGCCUGAGUACGAAGAUUAUAAGAGUAACGAUUUCCAGGCCCCCCGGCCUUAUAUGAACCGGUUCCCGAGGAAUUGGGGGCCUCGCAAUAACUUCAGGGCCCCAUAUAAUCAGUUCAAUCAGCGCAACGGCGGCCCUCGACAACGAUGGGGCGGGCCCAGGCAAAGGUUUUGGUGAUUCUGUAGACAUCAGAUUCACAUUAAAGAUACACAGACUGAAUACAAAUAAAUAUUUAGUCUGCGCCGAUUCUGAUUAAAGAUAUGAUUAUUAUUAUUUUUUUCCUAUAUUAAGAUAGAUCAUAUAUAGAUUGUAAAUUUUUCUCGGUAUAUUUGUCUUAGAGUUAUAAUUUAAAUAAAGCAUAAGAAUGUA